Prorocentrum cordatum is the source of this 3692-nucleotide messenger RNA. The record is from the annotation of a GenBank genome assembly. NCBI's taxonomy places the organism in Eukaryota, Dinophyceae, Prorocentrales, Prorocentraceae.
AUGAGGCAUGACGGUCUCCACCUCGACCAAGAUGAGGCAGAGAAGUUGGCACGUCUUUUACUACUGGACGUGGCGCCGACCAGUUCCCAGAGUCGCCAGCGUGACUCACAUGGGGGCGACGACAACAGUGGACGUCGGCGCGAUCACGGGCAGAGUUCCAGUGCUCCGUGGUCGAGCGCCGAGGAUCGCUCGUGGUCAGGCUGGCAUGCACCACCGCCAGAGCACGAGUCGACGAGUGCCGGGACAUGGUCCGGUGGCGGCGCUGCCGCGUCCGCCACCGAGACGUCCCAAGGCAGGACGGAGCAGUGGCAUUCAGGCGGCUGGGACGCGACGAGAAGCACCUGGCAGGAGCCGGACUGCAAGCCCGGCGAGCAGCAGUGGGCUUCUUCGCGAUCCACCUGGACUACGGCUUCGACCUGGAAGAGCUACGGGGACGAGCAUUGGAAAGACGAGCAGUGGGGCGACUGGUCAUCCGGAUGGAGAUGGAACGACAACUACAAGGACAGCAAGUGGGAGCCCAAUAAGCGCCACUCCGGACAUGAUGACGACCGCCCCAGCAUCAACACUGGCAAGGACUUCGCCGACCCCGAGAAAUGGAGAGGCUGGGGGGACUACCGCAUGUGGCGCCGCACGGUGCUGCGCUGGAGAACACUGACGGACGCUCCCUCCCACAAGCAGGCUGAUCGCCUCUUCCGCUCUCCUGAUCAAGACCUUCAACGGAAGCUCGAGGACCUCGAUGACGACACGCUGUGCAGCUCAUGGGGUUUCGACGCCAUUGUCAAACGCCUUGACCUGAUGUCUGGUGAAAGACACGGCGACGAGCGACGGAAGGAAGGAGUUUCUCUCGACGAGCGCUCGGCGCAGAUGGUCAAGGUGCUCAUGAGGGGCCAGAAGGACUACAAGUCGGCUCUCUCGGCCAUUCGGGAGAUGGAUAUCUCCCAUCGAGAGCAUCUCAAGGCACGCAGGACCUACGCCACUAUGGGCUCGGAAGCACCCCCACCUCAGGUGCCUACCUAUCAGGUCGAGCGCGACGACGAGUCCCUGCUUGACUACUCGGAUGUCUCCUCCAUGGACUCAGACGGGGAAGCAGAGGUCUGGGCGAUCCCGGAGUCGGCCGACGUCGGGGAGGACGACGCGCCUGCAGCGCUGGCCGCCAUCAACCAGGAGCGCCGCAAGACGUGGAAGCAGAACCGCGACUUGAAGAGACAGCUGAAGACCGACCGGAAGUUCUACGAUAGGUCUGGCCAGGGCCGUGGCAGUGAGGGGCGCGAGAAGGCUCGCAGGCCCGGCCACAGGGCAGCAGACGGCACGUUCAGAGCGCGGAAGAGCCGCCUUCCGCUUGCCGAAUUAAUUAAGCGCACCAGAUGCCGUGUCUGUCAUCAGAAGGGACACUGGUCUCGAGAGUGCCCACAGAAGCAGGGCGCAGGAGCCAAGGACGAAAAGGGGUCUCCUGCCACGGGUAUGACUUUCCUGUAUUUGAAUGCUUUAGACCACUCCACCUCCCAGUGCUUCGACGAGCCUCCUCCUCCAACCUACGCAGUUGUCCUGCUCGCCGUAGGUCCUGGGGCCAUGGUGGUCGACACCGCGGCCGGCCAGGGCCUUGUAGGAGAGCAAGCUUUGCAGAAGAUCGAGGGGCACUGGGCCUCAAAGGGGCUCGCCGCCCCAAGGGUCCCACCCAGGAACCCAAGCGCGCGCGGAGUAGGUGGGGGGGUAAAGGUCACCCACACCGCUCUGAUCCCUGUAGGCAUCGAGGGUAGCAUGGGGGUGUUGGAGCUGGAUGUCCUGGACCAGGUAGACGAGUUUUCAGUUCCCGCCAAAGACUUUAAAGCCCCGGCCUCCGUGUUUAGGUUCCAGAACAGGCCCGCUAAGGGGUCUGGAGUCGGGCGGCACUUCCGGCUCCGCGCUGAGCAGUACGUGUACUUCGGGACUCGCCAGGGCUUUGAGUUCCAGGUCGAGACGUUUCAGAGCCAGGGGAGGGUCGACAGCGCGGGGUUGGAGGUGGCCGACGUGGGCCACGAGGAGCGGCCGCAUGCGAUGACGGACCGCAUGCAGAGCCAGACGGACUCAGCAUGGGUCUACGGGGCCACCGGGACCUACGUCCCGGAGAACCUCAACAAGGGCGAGAAGGGAUGGGCCUGUUUGGCCGGGUGGGUGCUAUAUUGGUCGGCGCGUCUGGCCGAGGAGUUCGGGAGUAUGUGCCGCGCCAAGCGCUUCUGGCCGACCAACCUGCCCAAGUCUCUUCGCCGCCUCUCGGAGGCGUACGAGACGUGUUGGCACCCACCGACGCUCGUGAACUACGGAGCCAACUCGUGGGGGAAGUGGUUCGUAUGCAGCGGGUGCACGAUGAGGGUCGGAUACUGGGAGCUGAGGCCGACAAAAGGGACCGUGAAAGAGGAGAAGAUGUGCCUGUGCAAGAAGAAGGACGCCGCGUGCACGCUGCGUGGACAAGGUUGGGCUCAGGGCGCGACCGCCGAGCCACAGUGGCAGGCCUUGAUAUGCGUACCCAAGCCACCUCCUGGGGCCGAAAGGGCUCCGUUGCCUCUUCACCCGGGCAUGAUGGCCGGAGGUCUGGCGGGCGGCUCAGUCAUGACGGCUCGGCAGCCGGCGUAUCAGCGAGUGGCGGAGGACGCGGCGAAGGUCACCGAGGCGCUGCAGAAGGAUCAGGCGGAACAGAGGUCCGCAGCAGCAGCAGCUCGCCGGGCGUCCUCAACGAAGCGCAAGCCAGAGAGCGACACGGAGGCCAUGGACACCGCCUCCGACCCACUCGAGGAGAUGCGCGAGUACCAGGCCAAGACCGAGAGGGACAUGAAGGGUAUGGUCGAGAGUCAAUUUCAGGAGAUGAAGGCCAUGAUCCAGGGGGUGAUGGCCUCGCAGGCGUCGCAGCAGGAGGCGCUCGAGCGGGUCACGACCACCGUAAAAGAGCAGAUGACGGCGAUCGCGACCGCCCAGGGACAGGCGCAGGAGGCCAGCCGAAUGAUCAGGGCCAUGGCGCAGGGCAGCUCGAGCAGCAAGGCGGACCAGGUCAAGGUCACAGCCGCUGCAAUCGACUCCCCCCCCAAGGCGGAGGCCAGGGCACCGCAGGCUCGGGAGGUUCCACAACGGCCAGUGCCGUCGGGGCAUCCUUCGUCACUGGGCCAGCAGAUGACCGAGCCACAGCCUCAGAGCCCACCACCUCUCGCAGCGGGGGCGCCGCCAGGGGUGGCUCCAACAGCGUGGGCCUACAUUGGGACAGCACCGCUCGACGGGACGAGUGUGCCGGCGGCGAUGGCCUCCCAGGCGAUGCUGCACCAGCAGGCGGCAGCCAACGCGGGGGCGCCACAGCCGACGAGGUCACCAGCGCUAGGAGGCUAUCCGACAUACGGUCCCCCGGUCGAGCAGAAGAAGGACGCAGUGACUCCUCCCCGCAAUCCGGAUCGUCUCUUCACUGCGGACGAGAUGCCGAUCGGCUCCACGGGGACGCUGACCACGGAGGCCAGCAUUUCACUCCCGGGCACGGACCUGGCAGCCCCGCCAACGGCAGCAGUCGGCCCCUACGGCAAGGGCAACAACAAGGGCAAGAGCACUCCCUCACGCCAGCCGGAGAACCGAGACCCGUGGACGCCGGGCCCGGAGGAGAAGGCCGCCGAGAAGCGGCGCCAGGAAUACCACGAGUGGAAGGAGGCCGGGUGGAAGACCUUCCACAACGGCCGCUG